Messenger RNA from Microtus ochrogaster (prairie vole), 1247 nucleotides. It is a transcript of the gene Prickle4, whose product is annotated as prickle planar cell polarity protein 4. Gene Ontology annotation, molecular function: zinc ion binding. The coding region runs from base 1 to 1230 and encodes 409 amino acids. The transcript has 8 exons. The record is from RefSeq and is a predicted model, not a curated record. NCBI's taxonomy places the organism in Eukaryota, Metazoa, Chordata, Mammalia, Rodentia, Cricetidae.
AUGGGGUCCAAUGGGGUGUGGCUGUUCCUACCCCUGAGUGUGGAGUCCAUCCUGGCCACCUUCCACAGGAAACCUGCCCAGAGGGACGGACAGGAAGGAAACAGGCAGACUGUCGGUCACCAGGGUCAGCUCAGAAUUGACUGGUCCCUCCAGCAGGACAGUUCUAUGUUCAGGGAGCCAGAUCCACGAGUUAACUCAGACAGUGGCGCAGGCCAGCAGCCAGUAGAGGGCGACGAGGACACCUCUGUUCAGGCUCCUCCAGGAUCGAGCUUGGGCCCACCUUGCCUGGAUACCAAUCAAGUCUCAAGCUGGCCUCAGUUUCGGACCCUCCUGCAGCAGUUUCCUCCACAGGACAGUGACGAGCGCUACUGUCUGGCCCUAGGGGAGGAGGAACUGACCCAACUGCGGCUCUUCUGUGCCCAGCGGAAGCAGAAAUCCAUGGGACAGGGGGUGGCCCGCUUGUUACCUCCCAAGCUUGAAGGAUACACCUGUGAGAAGUGCAAGAAGCUGCUGAAUCCAGGAGAGUACGGAGUGUUUGCCGCCAGGGCUGGUGAGCGGUGCUGUUGGCACAGAUCCUGUUUUACUUGCCAUGCCUGUGGGCAGGCCCUGAUAAACCUCAUCUACUUUUACCACGAUGGACAUCUCUACUGUGGCCGCCAUCACGCAGAGCUGCUGCGACCUCGAUGUCCCACUUGUGACCAGCUGAUCUUCUCUCAGAGCUGUACCGAGGCAGAAGGACAGCGCUGGCACGAGAACCACUUCUGCUGCCAAGACUGUGCCGGGCCUCUGGGUGCAGGACGUUAUGCCCUGCCCGGGGGCAGCCCCUGCUGCCCCAGCUGCUUCGUGAGGCGCUACCGGAGUGCAGAUUCUAGCUCAGUAGAGACACUGGAAGGGCUAGCGUCCCUUGGGGAAACAGAACCCGAUCCAAGUGUCGGCUGGAACGGUGCCUCCUCGGAUGACAAGAUCACCUCCCAAGUUACACUUCCCUCUACAGUAGCCAGCUCCACUCUGGAAACCCAGAGUGGGGCGUCCAAAGGGCAGGGCCGAGAGCGCCCUAAGACUCCCGGAAACGCCCAAGAGCACAGCCCCUGCCCCACCUGCUCCUCUUCCUCUGAGUCGGAACCCGAAGGCUUUUUCUUGGGCCAGCGCCUUCCAGGUCCCUGGAAGUCCUCCCCAAACCUCCAGACAGAUGACAGAGACAUCUCCAGGAAGCACUGCACCAUUUGUUAGUGGGGCAGCCCGGAGAG